CCAAUCACGUUUAGACUCGCCCAAUUUCCAAGUACAAUAGCUUUCAUAUCCUCCACAAAAGUUUGCUCACAAUGGCUUCCUCUGCAUUGUUGAAGCUGGCCUGCGUGCUCCUGGCGUGCAUGGUGGCGGUGGCUCCGGCGGCUCGAGCUGCAGUGACGUGCGGCCAGGUGUCGAGCUCUCUGGCCCCGUGCAUUCCCUACUCGAGGAGUGGCGCAGGGGCCGUGCCGGCGGCUUGCUGCAAUGGGAUCAGGUCGCUCAACUCAGCGGCUCGGACCACGCCGGACCGCCAAGCCGCUUGCAAGUGCUUGAAAUCGCUCACAGGAAGCAUCUCCGGCCUUAACUACGGAGUUGUCGCCGGGCUUCCCGGGAAGUGCGGGGUCAGUAUCCCAUAUAAGAUCAGCCCUAGCACCAACUGCAACAGCGUGAAGUGAGAAUGGAUCGUACGAGUACGUUUCAGCUUUGGAGAUCAAAAGAGUAGUUAGCUUCGAAUAAAUUGAAUGUACGAACCGAUACUAGGUUCGUAACUCCAUUAUGUAUGACCAGCAUCCUUUGCUGGUGCUAUGUACUAAUAAGAAUAUAAAUGAAGGAAUUAUAGUACGUUUCCUUAUUUA
This is a messenger RNA of Eucalyptus grandis, 611 nucleotides long. RefSeq names its product non-specific lipid-transfer protein 1. Gene Ontology annotation, molecular function: lipid binding. Gene Ontology annotation, cellular component: membrane. Gene Ontology annotation, biological process: lipid transport. Bases 72 to 431 code for a protein of 119 amino acids. NCBI's taxonomy places the organism in Eukaryota, Viridiplantae, Streptophyta, Magnoliopsida, Myrtales, Myrtaceae. The record is from RefSeq and is a predicted model, not a curated record. The transcript is spliced from 2 exons.